Molecule: messenger RNA, 2709 nt
Organism: Saccoglossus kowalevskii
Lineage: Eukaryota; Metazoa; Hemichordata; Enteropneusta; Harrimaniidae
Product: dual serine/threonine and tyrosine protein kinase-like
Biological process (GO): positive regulation of ERK1 and ERK2 cascade; positive regulation of fibroblast growth factor receptor signaling pathway; negative regulation of apoptotic process
Cellular component (GO): cytoplasm
Molecular function (GO): ATP binding; protein kinase activity
Source: RefSeq, a predicted model, not a curated record
AUGGCGGCACGGGGUGCAAGCCAGGGUGCAGCAAUAGACAGUACAAUUACGGGGGAUUCUGGCGAUAUCCUGAAGUCAUCGUGUGCUGCGUAUAAACGGGAUUCUGAAGAAAUAUUGACUGCUCAAAGCGAGACAUUGAGGUGUUACGAGAGUAUGGAAAGAUCUCUUUCACGAAAAUUGCAACAGGCAAUGCGGGACGACGGCGUAAAAUUGUUAAGCAGAAGGCAUAGAAAAAUAAUUGGACGAGUGGAGCGAAAACCUAGUCUGAUUUUUAUUGGACAGACAAACUCAGGUAAAAGCUCGUUAAUUAAUCUCCUUCUUGGAGGGACCUACGUUAGUGCCAAACAGACACCGGCGACAGCUAGACUAGUGAAGCUGAACUACGGGAAGAAACAGCAAGUAAGUGUUAUAUCGCGGGAUGGCAGUGUCAUCGACACAAAGCGAAUCGUCAAUAAAACCAUUCCGCGCAAAUGGAUAGAGCUGGACGAUAAAUCUCGGCGUGAUCCGAAGAUCCUUGGCAGCUACCUUGCAGCUGAGGUGGAUAACGAUUUUUUGGCUAGCGGUGUUGAAGUCGUUGAUUCGCCUGGUCUGAAAGAGAAUGAAGAAUUAGACAGAUUGGUGUUGAACGAAUUGAAAAGCAUCGUUCCAUUCGUAGUGUACGUACUCGACGGGCAAAACCAACUCACAAAUCAGGAUCGAGAAGACAUCAAUAAAGUGCAAGAAAUAACCAAAGAAAUAUUCUUCGUUGUUACCAAAGUAGAUAAAGACGAUGACGACGAUGAUGAUGACGAUUGGAGUGAGGCGGACGUGGUUUAUGAGAAGAAAAGUCGAGCAUAUAACAGUCUUGUCAGAGAGGGAUACCUGCCAGACGGUGUAAGCAUGGAGGAUUGUAACCGUUUCCAUGGCAUCUCAAACUGGCGCGUGAAAGAAUAUCGGAGAGGAAACCACGCCGGUCGAUCGCAAUUCAUACAUGAUUACAACAAAUUCCAAGUAUGUCUCUGUGACUUUAUUAGGUCAUCGUUAGAUGUUAUUGUACGCGCAGCGUGUACCAUCUUGGUAAGUUCCCACACAAGUUGCAUUGACUUCUUCAUACAAAGGGCAACCAAGUCUAAGGAGCAACACCAACAGUUUGUUCGAAAGUUGGAUGAAUGCCGUGAAAGAGAAAACAAACUGUACUCACGCAUUUCGGCUAAAAUAAAGCACAAAAAGACGGAAGUUACCGAUGAUAUCUCAACGAGUAUUAGGAAAGCCAAACCAGAAAUCCUGAAAGACGCUGCGAAUCGUACGUUUACUGACAUAGAAAUUCCAACUACUGGAGUUGUAACAAAAGAUCAAAUCAUCAAAGAAUGUCAGGAGCAAAUGGAAAACUUUGUGAAAUCUAAAAUCGUCACGAAUAUAGCCGCAACGUUGAGUCGUACAUUCCAGGCAAACGAUGGAAUCCUUGAAGAUAUCCUGCUGGUCGCCAAGGAGUUAGAAACCAAUCAGGGAGAUCACGACAUUUCUGAAAUCCUAAAGCAUUGCACAAUGUCAUCAUAUGAUGUAGAGAAUGCAGUUCGUCUGGAAAAAACUACCUGGAAAUCGAAAAUGAAGAAAGCUACCAGAAAAACCCUAUCUAUCAUGAAGCACCCAUUUGACUCAGCCCGUGGUCGAAUCCAUGUUAACCAGCAAUGGAAAAAGGCUACAGCUGAGGAUAUCCUUGGUAAGGUGAAUAUAGACAUGAUAGCCGAGACAGUGGUUUCCCAGGCAACAAACCACCUUAAUGCCUGUCAUAAAGACUUUGAAAUCGCGAUCAACCGACUGGACGACAUCCUGAGACUGUCAUCUCGUACAAGUGAAAAAGAAAGACACAUCAUUCGAGAUAUAGCCCCUCGAAUAGCUCGACUGGAGUUCGAUACAUACUCUAUACUGGACAAGAGAAUGUAUGGGUUGCCUAAACUUGGUAAAUUGAUCGGCAGAGGGAGCCAAAGUGAUGUCUACGAAUGUGAAUGUUAUGCCAAUGGCGCACAAGCGUAUGCGGUGAAGGAGGUAGACAUGACAAGACAGAUAAAUGAUAUGGACAAUUUCGCGUUGGAAGUGCACUACACAAGGAAAAUAUCAAAUGACGAUCGAAUGUUGCCACUGAUCGCCAGUAUAAAGCACGAUAAUUAUGUGUACCUUGUAACACCGCGAAUGAAGUGGGAUUUGAUGAAGGCGUUACCACAUUACAAACAACUGAAGGAUAGACUGUCUAUUGCCGUGGAAAUUGCUAAGGGAAUCCGAUUUUUACAUAGUUGCGGUUUAGUGCAUAGAGAUAUUAAAGCAGAAAACAUUUUGUUGGACGAAGAUAGCGAGGUAAAAAUUGCUGACUUUGGACUUAGUAAAGCAGAGGGCCUCAUCACAGACUCCAUCGUGGGCGCACCUAUAGCCAUGGCACCAGAACUUAUCAGGGGAGAGCAAUAUAACAAAUUGGUAGAUGUCUAUGCAUUUGGAAUACUGCUCUGGUUCAUCUGCGAGGGAUCGGGAGUCAACCCCAAAAAAUACGCCAAUGUAAAGGGGGGAUACGAUUUAAUGUUGUUUUGCAAAGACGGUCUUCGUCCGGAGUACGUCAAGUCGUUUGACAAGAAAUGUUGGAAUUUGAUGGAAAGUUGUUGGGAUGAAGACCCAGAGAACAGGCCAGACUUUGAUACUAUUAUUAAAGAACUGAAGGAAAUUCGAAAAAAGUGUCGCUGA